Messenger RNA from Sarcophilus harrisii (Tasmanian devil), 10719 nucleotides. RefSeq names its product DNA methyltransferase 3 alpha (gene DNMT3A). The coding region runs from base 664 to 3258 and encodes 864 amino acids. Gene Ontology annotation, biological process: negative regulation of DNA-templated transcription. The record is from RefSeq and is a predicted model, not a curated record. Lineage: Eukaryota; Metazoa; Chordata; Mammalia; Dasyuromorphia; Dasyuridae. Gene Ontology annotation, molecular function: DNA (cytosine-5-)-methyltransferase activity. Gene Ontology annotation, cellular component: cytoplasm; nucleus. The transcript has 21 exons.
GGGGGAGAACGCUUUGUGAGAGCAGGGAGCCCCUUCACUGGUAGGGAGAGCCGGGACUGGUGGCCUGGGCAGGAAGAUUGGGGGCAGAAACUUAGGCUGGGAGGCCUGAGAAGGGGAAGGGGGGCGUGGCUGAUGGGAGAGCCUGGGAAUCUGGAGAAGGCGAUAGAAGGGAGGAGCCUACUGCGCCCCGCAGAAGCCUCCUCCGCACCCACGAGCUCACGUUCUCUAUGUCUCUCCCAUGACUGUGAAUUUCAGGUCCUCUUCACGCCUGGUCAUCUAGGCAACUGGGGCCAUAAACUGAGGCAGCCCUAAUUUUUUUUUUUUUUCCUGGCGUUUGUUUUAGUCCCUGCGUCAUCCAUUCCCCUAAGGGGCUGGGGGAAGGGCUUUUCCUUGGCCACACCCUCUAGCCUUGGUCCUGUUCCUUGGGUUCCAUACACAGCAUCCUGUGGACCCUCCCAUAGGAGGUUUUCUUGGGAACAGAACCAAAGGAGUCCCCAGGCUGGCCCAGAGGUUGUAGAAGAAGCUGGCAGCAAGGCAGGAGUGGGGAGGGAAGCAGUUUACUUGGACUCUGGGGAAUGGCAUUGCCUGAACCUGACCUCUCAUCACUUUCCCUGUGCAUCUCUUCUACUUGGUUCCUAUAGGAACUGCACGCCAGCAAAGCUCAUGAUGACUCAGGUGGAAAACAGCGACACCCCUAAAGACGUUGCUGCAACAUCAAAGUCCCCCUCCAUGGCUCAGGACACCAGUCCUGCAGAGCUGCUGCCCAAUGGGGAUGUGGAGAAGCUCAGUGAGCCCCAACCAGAAGAAGGAAGCCCUGCUGGGCGCAAAGGUGGGACACGGGCUGAGGGAGAGGCAGAGGCAGAAAGCACCCCAGAGUCUGCCCGCACCCUGGAGAAUGGCUGCUGUACCCCCAAGGAUGGCCAAGAAGCCCCUGUUGUGGGCGGCAAAGAAGAGAAGGAGGAGACCCACUUUGAUUCUGUGAAAAUGGAGGGAGCUCGCGGACGGUUACGGGGAGGUCUGGGCUGGGAGUCCAGUCUUCGACAGCGGCCCAUGCAGCGGCUUACCUUCCAGGCUGGAGAUCCCUACUAUAUCAGUAAACGCAAGCGAGAUGAGUGGCUGGCACGGUGGAAAAGGGAGGCUGAGAAGAAAGCCAAGGUCAUCGCCGUGAUGAAUGUUGUAGAAGAAAACCAGGGGACUGGAGAGCCACAGAAGGUGGAGGAGGCCAGUCCUCCUGCUCUACAACAACCUACUGAUCCUGCUUCCCCCACUGUGGCCACCACACCUGAGCCAGUGGGGGCUGAUGCUGGGGAUAAGAAUAAUGCUAAGGCCGCUGAUGAUGAGCCUGAAUAUGAGGAUGGCCGAGGCUUUGGCAUUGGGGAACUGGUAUGGGGAAAACUGCGGGGCUUUUCCUGGUGGCCUGGCCGAAUUGUAUCCUGGUGGAUGACAGGCCGAAGCCGAGCAGCUGAAGGCACUCGAUGGGUCAUGUGGUUUGGAGAUGGCAAGUUCUCAGUGGUUUGUGUUGAGAAAUUGAUGCCAUUGAGCUCCUUCUGCAGUGCCUUCCAUCAGGCAACAUAUAACAAACAGCCUAUGUACCGGAAAGCCAUCUAUGAGGUCCUUCAGGUGGCCAGCAGCCGCGCUGGGAAGCUGUUUCCGGCCUGUCCUGAAAACGAUGAAAGUGAUACAUCUAAAGCCGUGGAGGUGCAGAACAAACAAAUGAUCGAGUGGGCUCUUGGUGGCUUUCAGCCCUCUGGCCCAAAGGGCCUGGAGCCACCAGAAGAAGAGAGAAAUCCCUACAAGGAAGUUUACACUGACAUGUGGGCCCCAGUAGAGCCCGAAGCCGCUGCCUAUGCCCCACCUCCACCAGCCAAAAAACCCCGAAAGAGCACAGCAGAGAAGCCCAAGAUCAAAGAGAUCAUUGAUGAACGCACAAGAGAGCGGCUGGUAUAUGAGGUGCGGCAGAAGUGCAGGAACAUUGAAGACAUCUGCAUCUCCUGUGGGAGCCUCAACGUCACCCUGGAACACCCCCUCUUCAUUGGAGGAAUGUGCCAAAACUGCAAGAACUGCUUCCUGGAGUGUGCCUAUCAGUACGACGAUGACGGCUACCAGUCAUAUUGUACUAUCUGCUGUGGGGGCCGAGAGGUCCUCAUGUGUGGGAACAACAACUGUUGCAGGUGCUUCUGUGUAGAAUGUGUGGACCUCUUGGUGGGACCAGGUGCUGCCCAGGCAGCCAUCAAGGAAGACCCCUGGAACUGCUACAUGUGUGGGCACAAAGGCACCUACGGGCUGUUGCGGCGGCGAGAUGACUGGCCUUCACGCCUCCAGAUGUUUUUCGCCAAUAACCAUGACCAGGAGUUUGACCCUCCCAAAGUUUAUCCCCCAGUCCCAGCUGAGAAACGGAAGCCAAUCCGAGUGCUGUCCCUCUUCGAUGGAAUUGCCACAGGACUGCUGGUGCUGAAGGACCUGGGGAUCCAGGUAGACCGCUACAUUGCCUCAGAGGUGUGUGAGGACUCCAUCACUGUGGGCAUGGUGCGGCACCAAGGGAAGAUCAUGUACGUGGGGGACGUCCGCAAUGUCACACAGAAGCACAUACAGGAAUGGGGCCCUUUUGAUUUGGUGAUUGGAGGCAGUCCCUGCAAUGACCUUUCUAUUGUCAACCCUGCUCGGAAGGGUCUCUAUGAGGGCACAGGACGACUCUUCUUCGAGUUCUACCGACUUCUGCACGAGGCCCGGCCCAAAGAGGGUGAUGACCGCCCCUUCUUCUGGCUCUUUGAAAACGUGGUGGCCAUGGGGGUCAGUGAUAAGCGGGAUAUCUCACGCUUCCUAGAGUCCAACCCUGUGAUGAUUGAUGCCAAAGAAGUAUCAGCAGCGCACAGGGCUCGUUACUUCUGGGGUAACCUUCCCGGUAUGAACAGGUUGGUGAGAGCAGGGCCAUUGGCAUCCACCGUGAAUGAUAAGCUGGAGCUUCAGGAGUGUUUGGAGCAUGGCAGGAUAGCGAAGUUCAGCAAAGUGAGGACCAUCACAACUAGGUCAAACUCCAUCAAGCAGGGCAAAGACCAGCAUUUUCCUGUCUUCAUGAAUGAGAAAGAGGACAUCUUAUGGUGCACUGAAAUGGAGAGGGUCUUUGGGUUCCCAGUCCAUUACACAGAUGUCUCCAACAUGAGCCGUUUGGCAAGGCAAAGACUGCUGGGCCGGUCAUGGAGCGUGCCUGUGAUUCGUCACCUCUUCGCCCCUUUGAAGGAAUAUUUUGCCUGUGUGUAAGGGACAUGGAAGUGAACUGGGAUAGUGACAUCUAAUCAAAGCAAAACCACCAAGAACAAGAGGAUGGAGAGAAGUAUCAGCACCCAGAAGAGAAAAAAAAGGAAUUAAAAACAAACAAAAUACAAAAAAAAAAAAAAAAAACCAACAAAAAAAAACACCACAGAUGCGAAAACAUCCACAAGGCAUCACCAAGCAAAAGGGUUGGACAUCAUCUCCUGAUUUUUCAAUGUUAAACUUUGAUCCUAUUUAAAAAACAAAACCAAGCUUCCCCUCCCCUCUUUAUUAUUAUUAUUAUUAAUAUUAUUAUUAUUAUUUGGGUCAAACCUUUUUAGUUUUCCACUCUUUCCAGAGGGGUUUUCUGUUUGUCUCAGUUUUGGCUUUUUGCUGUGACUGAAAUAAGAGGGUUUAUAAUUUUUUUAAUGCUGUAAGAGGAGGAGUAGGAAAACAGGGAACUACAGCAAAAAAAAAAAAAAAAAAAAAAAAAAGAUAUUCAACAAAAUAAAAACAGCAACUCUACCAUGCAGAGGAGAGAUGAGAAGGGGGAGGGGGGAAAGAAAUAUGCUAUAGAAAUCUAUCAUAUAUAUAUAUAUAUAUAUAUAUAUAUAGUGUAUAUAUAUAUAUUUUGGGGUUUUUUUGUUUUGGGUUUUGUUUUCAUUUUUUUGUUUUGUUUUGUUUUGUUUUGGCUUGGGUCUGAUUGGAUUAGGAGCACAAGCAGGAACAGAAAACUAGGGAGACACUCUGGCAGGCAGUGGCAGCCAAGGUCACCUGCAGCCACUGAGUGGUAUUUUACCAGCACCAUUCCUGGUAAUACAAAGUGAAACCCAACUAGCAACAGGGAAGAUGAAAACACCCACACAAUACACUUUUAUACAGUAUUUCAGGUGCCUACCACACAGGAAACCUUGAAGAAAAUCAGUUUGUAGAAGCCGCUGUUACCUCUUGUUUACAGUUUAUAUAUAUAUAUAUGAUAGAUACAAGAUAUAUAUCUAUAUAUAAAAAGGUACUGUUACUACUGUACAACCCGACUUCAUAAUGGUGCUUUUCAACAGCGAGAUGAGUAAAAACAUCACCUUCCAUGUUGCCUUAUGUGCAAAGGGUUUUAACCUAGAAUGGAGAAAAAGGGAGUGAUGGUUUUUUUUUAAUUGUUAUUUUAUGUUAUUUUAAUUUUUUAAAUGGUGAAGAAAGGGGGUUAGGAAAUAAUCCCCCUAUAUCCCAUUUCUCCCUACCAAAAGGGGUAGGGAAGAGGUCGAGGGUAUUAAGAAUAUUGAGACAUCCAAUAGGAGACAACUUUUCCUGAGUCAUGCAAUAAUUGUUUUGUUUUGUUUUGUUUUAAUUUCCCAAAAGGAAAACUCCCUGGGCUAGAUGGCAGGGGCAAGGGAAGACUAGGUUCCCAGUUCCCCUACUUGAGUCAUUCUACUAACUGGAGGAUAUCUCAUGGAGGGGCACGGUAACCAUCCAGAGUCUGGGGGAUAUGGACAGCUAAAACCCCAUCCUGGAGGAAAUAAAAAAACAUACAAAAAGUACUGGUGCUUUUCUGUCUAAGUCGCCUUUUGUGUGUUCUUUUAUGAGAAAGUACCUUCCCCUGUCCUGCUUCCAUCUGCCCUUUCCCUGCACAAGGCAGCCCCUAGCUCCUCGAGGAGUGAUGUUUUUAGUCAUCUCCAAACAUAGGCUACAGUUUUAUACUGGGAAGCUGAUGAUAUGGUUUAUUAUAAUUGUUGUUAUGGUUCUAAUUUUGAUUAUGUUUGUUUAAAUUUUUUUUUCCUUUGGGAAAAACAAUAAGCCCAAUACUACCCUCCCUCUUCCCUUUAGGCUAAAUACCAAGGUGCAGGGAGCAGGGUGGGGAAAAAAGGGUGCUUUUUUUUUUCUUCCUGGUGGCUUCAGUGUCCUGGUUCCUAGGAAUCCUGGCUUCCCCCUCCCCUCCCUUCUCAGGCCAGGCCCAUACUCCCCUUUGUACAGUGCUAAUUUGGCAGCUCACCAGUCCCUGAAAAGUCUGCCUUCUGGAGUUCCACUGCUCCUCUCCUCCUUCAGCUUUCCCUUUGUUCUUAAGUCUAAGGAAUAUCAAGAGUUGGAGGGAGGAAGGACAAGGGACAGUCUUUCUCUUUCCUUUUAAAUGUGAUGUGAAUUGUAUGUGUGGUUCCUCCUCUGUCCCUCCUCCUACUACUUGGUCUAAUGAUGGCUGCACUCUCAUCUUUUUGGAUUUUUUUUGUGGGGAUUUUUGUUUGUUGUUUUUUGUUUUUUUUGUUGUUGGUUUUCCUUUUUUUUUUUUUUUUAAACCUCGAGUCAGCCACACUUCAAGUCCUGGUUCCAGAGACUUGGCCCACUUCCUACUUUGGCAGACAGGGGCCCAGUGGCCCGGCCCGGGCUGUAGGGAGAGGAAACACUCAGUGGCUCCAGGGUAUGAGCCAAUGGGCAGAUGCCUGCCUCAAUAAAUGGGGUGUAGAUAUGUGGCAUAUAGAGAUAUAUAUUUUAUAAUGGGAGGGGGGAUGGAGCCUUCUGGGACCUGCAGAGAUGGGAGGUAUUCUCUAAAGUUCAAGGUCCCAUAUUACCAUCCCCAGAAGGAUUGGACCUCUGGUGAUAGGCACUAUAUAAAUACAUAGAUAGGGACAUAUAUAUGAAAUAUAAUGCAGUGGGAGAGAGGGGGCAGAUGGCUUCUCUCUACCCUUCUCUUUCCUUGCCACAGGCAGGCAUAGAUAGCCCCAUACGAAUCAAUCUAUCUCUUACAUACAAACAUACUUCUACACAGUUACAGCUGCACUGUUAUAUACACACAGACAUAACCUUUCCCCAAGAUUCAAUAUUUCAUGGAGUAGAGCCCCGUACAACCACUUACCUCGACCCUGCUAUCCUCUUGAAUGCAGUUAAACCUUUUUUUUUCCUUUUGGAGGGGGGGCUCUCCAUGCCAUCCAGGAGCUGUCGAGUUCCCAAGGUGCUACAGGUGGUAGGGGAGAGAUUGGAUCAGCUGACAUUUUAGCUAAGAGACACCCCCAUCCAAAUGAUAGUCUGCACUUUUGUCUCUUUAACACCUCCCAUGAAGUAUGGGAAGGUCCCAAGCUAGCAAACCCUGGAUCCCAACAUCUGAUUCCAAGGUGCAACCCAAGACAACCUUCUCAUCCAUCUUUCUUGGCUUUCUACCUUAGCCUAAGGGAUUUCUUGGAGGAAAUAGGAAAGUGAGCCUUGGGCCAAUACAAGCAGAGCAGCUGGGGGGGGGGAGGGGAGAUAGAUGCCUGAGGUGGGCCUUGAAACACCACAGCUGGUGUCCAUUCAUCCAGGAUAAUGUCCAGAGGCUCCUGCUGUCAUUUGGGCUGUCUGGGCCUUGGUUCCCCAGUAGUCUAGACCCAACUUCUGUUUAAAUUGGCAUUUAAUAACUACACUAAGCUACUCAUCCCUUUAAGUCUAGGGAUGAUGUUGUAAGUGGUGUUGGAUGUUUUCUCCUCUUGGAUCAUGAUUGGUUUUCCACUGGAGACGAGUUUGGUGUUGGGUUUCCUAUUCUUCUUUGUGGUGCUCCCUUUUAUCUCCCUUCUAUAUCCAGCUGGGCUUCACUUCCCUUCCCCAUCCCACCCUGGUAUGGGAGGCCACCAGCACCACUCUAGGAGUGGCUAGUGGAGGAGGUGGGCUGCUCUUGAGUAGUCCAAGGUGCUCCCUCCCCUCAUAGCCGACACUUGUUUCCAAGGUCUUCCCAGUCCCCAGUGUCUUUUAACUGUUUCCCUUCAUGCUGUGCCCAGCUUUAUGCCAGCAGGGCCCUCCCAAAUCCUGCUCACUAAUCCUCCGCUCCUCAGCACCAAAGCCUCUUCCUUGCUCUUGAUACAAUAUAGUCUAGUCCGUUUCCCAGACUUGUGCUUAAAAAUGUUGAAUUUUUAAAAAAUGAUCUGGAUGGACUUGGGCUAAGCUCAUAUUAGCCAAGCCUUAUGCCCUUCCCAGUGAUAUUGGUAUUAAAAACUUAAUUAAGGUGGGGGGGAGAGCUCUUGAUAGCUCUCCAACCAAGCAUGCUAUCCCAUCAUCCUAUGGGCUAGGCUUUUAGGUUUGGGGACAGUUUUGGCCCCAUAUCCCACUCUGGAGAUUCUUCUGUGAGGAUGUUGUCCUCCCAGAAUGCAUUCUGCUCUUAGAGGGGGGUUGAUUUUAGAUUCCCUACCCCCUCUGAGGGAGAGGACCUCACCCUUUUGUUCUAUUCUGGUGGCUUGGCAAUGCUUUCUAAAUGAUGGCUGUUCAGAAGUCUUGAAGAGAGGGAUUGGGAGCUUGGUUUUCAGUGGCCAACUUUCCUAUUCUUUGAAAAUUUAGAGAGCAGAAAGUUGUAAUGGGAAACAUCCCCUUGCCCAGGAGGAGAAAAUUAUGGACUGGAGUCAUUUGUCUGGAUCUGGCUGGAUAAAAGUAUAGGGCAAAAUAGUCUUGGGAGCUGUUUGCACACACCUGUUUCCAGGUUGAUCAGAGUAGAAGUUGGACCUAAUGACUCACGCCUCCAUAGUUGAUGGGGGAAUAUUGGGACAGAAGGACAUGGGGGCAAAUAGGUUGAAUGUGCUAAGUCUUGAUGUUGCCUGUCUAGAAGCUUUCCAUAAAAAGUUGCUUCCCUCAGGCAUUGUAGGCUCCUCUGGGUUGCUGUUGAGUCCUGAUUGCAGGUGGUUUACAGAGUACUUUCCAGAGGAGAGGGUGAGUGCCUUGAGGUAGGGGGAUGAUGUGUGGGGCCCUAUAAAUUCAGCAGAGAGUAGGGAGCACUUCCGGCUGGCUUCAUUCAUGAGGGAAGCUGGGCUGUGAAAGAGCGGUGGUUUGUAAGAAUCACAGAAAGGGAGGGGACAGGAUUCGACUCAAAUUGUUCCUACUAUUUCUGUCACUUCCCUGAUGCCACAUCUGUCAAUGCUGUAAAAAUGAGGGCUUCAGGGGACAGACCAGCCACCCUGCCAGUGCUUGGUAGGGCACAGUGCCAAAGAAUGCAGCUGUUGACUGAGGCAAAGCGCAAAUGAGGGUUAGUCUAAUGGGCUGCUGCUGAGAACCCGAAGGGCUUUAUGUUAGCUGGUAUUAAACCCUUGGGUUAGGGUCAGAGUGAGCUAGGGAAAUUAUAUGUGGUGGAAGAGGUAAACCAACAGGCAGAUCCAAGUUUCUGGAUCCAGCCCCUCUGAAAACAUGAGAUGGAAUAGGGAUGCUGAGUUGCCACUUCUGAUCUCCUUAUACCUGAAAGCAAAUGCCUUCUUUUCUUUUCUUUUUCCCUUUUCUUCUUUUCUUUUCUUUUUUUCUUUGCAGCUGAACAUCCCAUUGGAAAGCAAAGUUGCUUAUGAGGUGGGCUUCCAAGGAUAGUUUCUGGCACCAAAAGAGCAGGUGUUCAUAUGUGACUGGCAGUAUUGAAACUUUGGUGGGCUUGUUAAAUUGGCCUAAUUUUGUGCUGGGUCUAGGAGGAUCCCAAUGGGAAGGUACUACUUCUUCCCCUCAAACCUUCAGAGACACCUCCCAUAUGAAGCUAAGCUAGCUCUCUUCUCUCAUUUACCUGGUAGUAAGAUCCAGAGUUGCUAGUGGUGAGGAACCCUAGGUAGGAAUAGAACCUGGGCUGAGAAGACAGUCCGGAAACUACAAUUGGGAGCAAAAGAAAGAAACAUUUCAGCUGAGCCAUUUGGGAACGUUCUUACAGGAAAACUGCAAUCAUUAGUUUUCAUAUCUUAGAUAAGUAGUUAACUAUAUGAGAUUCUAUAUAUAUAUAUAUGUGUAUAUGUAUAAAAGUUGAUUUUGGAUGCAGUUUUUAAGAAUUCCUGUCACUGUUAUGCCUGGUGCUGAGCUUUGUUUGGGGCUGGGGUCUCUCAAGAGCUGUUUUCAGAAGCCUUCCCAGGAACCCCCUGGAGCUAGUAUAGGAUUGGGCCCUGACCUGCCUUGGGGCAGGGAUACUGAGACAUCUUGGAUAUCAUGCUGGGGGUGGGGGGGCCGGGAGGGAAGCAUUUUUGAGUCUUGAAAACAUUCUGAAACGAACAGAAUGCAACACGCCAGAGACUUCCACAGGCAAAGCUGGCCUUGACAGCAAGCCUGCUUUCCCCCAGGACUUUGUCUGGUAGGACCUUUAUUCCUACCCCAACCUGGUGCUUUGGUCCUGGCGGAUCAGUCGUUUGACCUUGUUGUCAGGCGUCCUCUGGUAUGGUGGAGACAGUAAAUGACUAGUAGGUACUGCCCUUGUUCAUCAAGUAAAUGGGGUGAUGGGGACCCCUUGGGUUAUAUAACCAGGCAGGAAUCCAGGUCCUUUCUCCAGUACCAAGUAGGACAGAGGUUAUCAGGGAGGGGGCUUCCCAUUUUCUCAUACCCUACUGAGACUGUGGAUUCAUCAGCGCCAGUUGGGUGAGAAUUCCACCCAUCCAACUGUUCUAGGUGACCAUAGUGGGUGGUCAACUCCAGGGGUAUCUGGAAGGGGAGAGACAGCUAAAGGAUACAUAGCACAAAGGAUCAACCCCACUGCCCUAAGCACCAGCUCUUAAAUCUUUACAUUUUGGUAAAGGAAGGAUGGGGAUGAAAGGGAAGGGAGAGAGUCUACUCAUUCCCUUGCACCUGUUUUUCAGAAAUGCCAACUAAGGUUGGUCUCUGGUGGCCUCUUGCUUAGCUGUGGCCCCAAAAAAUGGAGUUUUGGGGCAGGGAGGAAUGGGCGGCUCAGAGGCAGUGGGGUCAGGGAGGGUCCCAUGACUAGCAUCUGUGAUUUGCCACGUGUCUCCCCAAACCCUCCCCAGAAAUGGAGGCCAGUAAGGAAUGGGCAAAUCCCUGUUGACUCCAGUAACUGGAAAUUCUCACCUCGGAUGAGCCCAGAUUGGAAGGGGGUAGCUUUACCUAAUGCUAGAUCAAGCGGUCUCCAGUCCUGAACCUGGGGAGAUGAACAGGGAAAUUGGAAACAUGUCACAUUUCAUUUUGUAAAGCAAUUUUGUUGAACAGCCCUAAAUGUCAACAAAAUGAGAGAGGAAAAGAAAUGCCUAAAUUCCUUAGAAGACACAGCGGGAGUAGGUGAAUCAACAAGGUGCUAAAAAAACACAAAAACAAAAAAAAACAAAAAAAAAACACAUUUUAUUAAAAAUAUAUAUUGUUAAAUUAAGUCUGCUGUCUGGACAAUGACUGUUUGUUUUGUUUUCUUGUAGUGGAGUUUAAAAGAGACUAUUAUUUUACUCUGAUAUAUUAUUAUUAAAAAGGCAUUUUAACUUUGUACUUGAAAACUAAAUGAGCGAUUUCAUGUGUUUUAGCUGAGGCAUUGAAGUAGCGGGUGCUUACCUAUUUGUGGGAAAUCAUGUAUUCAUACAGAAGAAUAAACUCUGUAGAAGAUUUGGUUUAAAAAUGACAACAACAAAACUCUUACUGUUACAGAGAUCUGGCUUUGGCCCCAGAGGCAGAGCGUUUGAUUCCACAUUCCAUGCAGCUAAAUGCAGGACUUUUGUUUCCCCCAGACUAUGCGUUUCUCCUUCCACCUCCCAACUCUGUUUUUCUAAAAGUUCCCUAUUUAAAAAAAAAAAAAAAAAA